Molecule: messenger RNA, 2049 nt
Organism: Malurus melanocephalus (red-backed fairy wren)
Lineage: Eukaryota; Metazoa; Chordata; Aves; Passeriformes; Maluridae
Gene: NR0B2
Product: nuclear receptor subfamily 0 group B member 2
Exons: 2
Coding region: 551-1345 (264 amino acids)
Biological process (GO): negative regulation of transcription by RNA polymerase II; circadian rhythm
Cellular component (GO): cytoplasm; nucleus
Molecular function (GO): transcription corepressor activity; transcription factor binding
Source: RefSeq, a predicted model, not a curated record
UCCCAGCCCGUCGGUUGCCCAGGUUUCUGUUCCUCAGCCAUCCUCAGAUGUCCCGAGCAAGGCCAGGCAAACAUUGCUGAUAACUCCACUUCCAGGUUGCUCUGCCAAGGCCGGGGCCGUUGAACGCCGGGCCCAGACGAGCUCCCCGUGCUUGUCUGUGAACCCUGGCAGCGACACCUGCCCGCUGCGGCCCCGGUGCCAUGGUACAGCCGGGCUAAUGACUCUGUUUAUCCUGUUUGGGUAAUCCUGAUAAGGCCUSCACUCCUCCCGCCGCCGGUUCAUUGAGAAAACGGCCGUUGAGGCUCGUUUGGCCAAUCAGCCCGGGGACAGCGGGGUUGGUUGGGUGCUUUAAUGAGGGCUGCUUAAUCAGGCCGGUCAAGGCUGUGCAGGGCUGUUCACUGAGCCGGCCUUAUAAGAGCUGCCUGGAGCAGCCACGGGCUGGAGGACGGGCACRAASCAGCCYGUGAGGAGAUUUUGGAAGGGAUUUYACSUCUCUGUCUCUCCAGCCAGCUGAAUUUCUGGAGGAUUUCAGCGAGGAUCUGGCUCGGCCAUGAGCAGCAGCGUGGAUACRGAGUGUGAGCAGUGCCAGUGCCACAGCAAGGACAAGCACCCUGCCAUCCUGUACACCCUCCUGAGCCAGAACCUGCGGCCCGGCGGGGCCCGGCAGCGCUGCCUGUGCCUGCAGCACCGCACCGUGUGCCUGCGUACGCCACACCUCACCUGCCAGGCCGCCUCUGAUGUGCUGCUCAAAACCAUCAGCUUCGUGAGGAACGUGGCUGCUUUCCACCUGCUGCCKCGGGAGGAUCAGCUGCUGCUGCUGGACAGCUGCUGGGUGCCCCUGUUCCUGCUGGGGCUGGCGCAGGAGAUGGUGACCGUCGAGGUGAUGGAGGCCCCGGCCCCCAGCAUGCUCAAGAAAAUCCUCCUGAGCGGCCAGAGCCAAGGGCAGGAGCCCGAGGGGACACAGCCCACCUUGGCUGCAGUGCAGCAGCUGCAGUGGUGCCUCARCACCUUCUGGAAGAUGGAGCUGAGCCCCAGYGARUACACCUACCUGAGGGGRGCUGUUCUCUUCGACCCAGACAUCCCUGGACUGAGAGCUCCACUCUACAUCAAGAGCCUGCAGGGGGAAGCCCAGCGAGCCCUUCAGGAGCUGCACCCCCAGGACCAGGSCCGCUUUUCCCGGAUUUUACAGCUCACCUGCUCCCUAAAAUCCAUCCCUGCCUCCUUCAUCACGGAUCUGYUCUUCCGGCCCGUCAUCGGGAACACGGACAUGCGGGAGCUGCUGCUGGAGAUGCUGUUUGAGGUGACGGGCUGGCCACAGGCCCCGUGGCUGCCCCUGCCCUGCUGAGCCCCAGGGGCAGGAAUUUGGGACAGAAAUGCUCCAGACUCUGUGGGAACUCUGAGUUUCACUGGGGCCGAAGCAGCUGUGGCUCAGCAGAUUUUACAGUCUCCAGUGCAGGGAGUGUGUGUGGGUGAGGGCUCUGCUCUCAGUUUUUSCUCAUUUUGCUGUGAACUCCAAGCAUGAGGGUUUGUCCUCAGCUCCAUUCUGUGGUGUCCAGUGGCUGCAGUGGGAUCACUGACCGAGGGCAAACAUUGUGGAGUUAGCUCCAGGAAUGAUUUCCGUGCUUGAAAUCUUAGAAAAAGUCACCAAAUACCUUCAGGGGAAAUGCCAGUGUUAAAUCCCACUGGCUGUGCAGACUCACCCCUCUUUUCCUUAGAUUCUGUCUUUCCUCCAUAAUUCCAUGAARUACAACAGGACUAAGAGCACUUCAACAUACUGCACUUCAUUUGGGCUUUCUGUUGAUGUGCAAAGUGAAUCCUGAGAGGAGCUGGUUUAGUGGGAGAUCCAAACCUCCUUCCCUGGAGUUAGAGCCAGGUGCACACCUGCAAAACUUGCUCCUCUUGCCUCCAGCAGAUGAGGUGUCAGUAUUCUACAAGUGAACAUUCGUGUGGUUUGUACAUAAGAUGCAGUAAAUUAUUUUUUUAAUAAAACGUUUGAUGUUUUGAAAUGCAGUGGUGCCUUUUUAGCAAUGGUGUUGGAUUUGGGGUGGG